Molecule: messenger RNA, 1917 nt
Organism: Penicillium riverlandense
Lineage: Eukaryota; Fungi; Ascomycota; Eurotiomycetes; Eurotiales; Aspergillaceae
Product: lysophospholipase family protein
Exons: 3
Coding region: 1-1917 (638 amino acids)
Biological process (GO): glycerophospholipid catabolic process
Cellular component (GO): cytosol; intracellular membrane-bounded organelle
Molecular function (GO): A2-type glycerophospholipase activity
Source: RefSeq, a predicted model, not a curated record
AUGAAAGCUGCUGCGUGGUUCUCAACAGCAUUGCUGUCCGGUGCCCUCGCCGCCCCAGCUUUCGACACUGCUGCUGCUGCUCUCACACCGGAGCUCGUGCGCCGCGCCCUUCCCAAUGCGCCCGAUGGAUACACCCCGACGUCAGUCAGCUGCCCCGCCAGCCGACCGACAAUACGCAGCGCCGCCGAGCUCUCCGCGAAUGAGACAUCAUGGCUAGAAUCACGGCGCGGAAAGACACUCUCUGCGAUGAAGGAUUUCUUCGGCCACGUCCAGGUCGGUAGCUUCGAUGUCGCGUCGUACCUGGACAAGAUCGCCGGCAACUCGUCCAAUCUGCCCAAUAUCGGCAUUGCUGUGUCCGGCGGCGGAUAUCGCGCUCUGCUGAAUGGGGCUGGUGCUAUCAAGGCGUUUGAUAGUCGUACUGAGAAUGCGACGGCGUCGGGCCAUCUGGGUGGCCUGCUGCAGUCUGCCACGUAUGUGUCUGGCCUUAGCGGUGGGAGCUGGCUGGUUAGCUCGAUUUAUAUCAAUAAUUUUACGACGAUUUCGGAUCUGCAGACUACUCAGGCCGGUGCUGUGUGGCAGUUUGGGAACUCGAUCUUUGAAGGUCCGGAUGGGGGCAGCAUUCAGCUGUUGGAUACAGCGGACUACUUUAAAGAUCUGGCGGAUGCGGUGGAGGCGAAGAGGAAAUCUGGGUAUGAUACGUCUAUCACGGAUGUCUGGGGCCGCGCGCUCGCCUAUCAGAUGUUCAAUGCCUCUGCCGGAGGCAUCGACUAUACCUGGUCGUCCAUUGGGCUGACCCCGGGAUUCCAGAACGCGGAGUAUCCCAUGCCGCUCGUUGUCGCGGAUGGCCGCAACCCCGGCGAGACGGUAGUCGGCGGCAACGCAACCAUCUACGAGUUCAACCCCUGGGAAUUCGGCACCUGGGACCCAACAAUCUACGGGUUCGUCCCGCUGGAGUUCUUGGGUUCCCGCUUCUCCGGCGGCACCCUGCCAAGCAACGAAACCUGCGUCCGCGGCUUCGACAACGCAGGCUUCAUUAUCGGCACCUCGUCAUCGCUCUUCAACGCCCUCGUCUCGGGGCUCGACACGUCUAAUCUGCCCAGUUUCGUGAAAUCUAUCCUCGAAGACGUGUUUCAGAGUGUUGACAAGGCCGACGACGAUAUCGCCGCUUACGAGCCGAACCCGUUCUACGGGUAUAACAACGCCUCGUCGCCGUACGCGCAGCAAACAGAACUGGACGUGGUCGACGGCGGCGAAGAUCUCCAGAAUAUCCCGCUCCAGCCACUCAUCCAGCCAAACCGCCACGUCGACGUCAUCUUCGCGGUCGACUCGUCCGCCGACACGCAGUCCUCCUGGCCGAACGGCACCUCGCUCGUGGCCACGUACCAGCGCAGCCUCAACUCCAGCGGCAUCGGUAACGGCACUGCCUUCCCCGCCGUGCCGGACCAGAACACCUUCGUGAACCUGGGUCUGAACACCCGGCCCACUUUCUUCGGAUGCGACAGUUCCAAUCUCACAGGUCCCGCGCCCCUGGUCGUCUACCUACCAAACUAUCCCUACUCCGCCAACUCCAACACCUCCACCUUCCAGAUGUCAUACGACGACGCCCAACGCGACGACAUCAUCCUGAACGGCUACGAGGUCGCCACUAUGGCCAACGGCACCCGCGACGGCAACUGGACUGCCUGUGUUGGUUGCGCUAUCCUCAGCCGCUCCUUCGAGAGAACUAACACCGCUGUCCCGGAUAUCUGCUCCCAAUGUUUCCAGCGCUAUUGCUGGGACGGCACUGUGAACUCCACUAAGCCCGCGCCGUAUGAACCUAGCGCUUUGUUGACGCUGGAUAGUGCGGCGGCGGCCUUGGUGCCGGCAAUGCUGGCCACUGUCGUGGCAGCGGGUGUGGCUCUCUUGACGACUAUGUAA